CGUCACUCGAGGAGCGGGCGCCGUGCGGCCGCCAUCUUAGGCAGCGGGUGGGGAGUGAGCGGGAGCCGGGAGGCCGCGCCGACACAGCCGCGAAUGCCGGCAUGCUCAGGUGCCUGUGACCAACAAGGCAGCGCCCGGGAGGCAGGCAGGCAGGCAGUGCGGUGCGGUGCGCUAGCGAAGCGGAGCCCGGCCCUCCUUCCCUCGCCACCGUGUGGUUGUGGUGGGGUCCGGGACUCGGGGUUGUAGCUCGGGGGGAGGUGAGGUGAGCCGUGCCUUGUCGCCAUGGCGGCCGCCAAGUUCGAAUCGCACGACCGGACGAGCUGGUACUUCGGGCAGCUGAGCCGCCAGGAAGCGCAGGGCAAGCUGCAGGGCCAGCGGCACGGCACCUUUCUGGUGCGGGACAGUACCACCUGCCCGGGCGAUUACGUGCUUUCGGUGUCGGAGAACUCCAAGGUGUCGCACUACAUCAUCAACAGCCUGCCAAACAAGUUCAAGAUCGGCGACCAGGAGUUCGAGCACCUGCCCGGCUUGCUCGAGUUCUACAAGAUCCACUACCUGGACACCACCACCCUGAUCGAGCCGGCCGCGCGGGUGGCGGGCCCGCCUAUCUCGCUGGGCAAGGCCGCUGGCCCAGGCCAGGGCCACGUCCUGCUGGGCCCCGGCACGGCCUCGGGCGGCGGCGAGGAAAGCGCCGACUACGUGCGGACGCUGUACGACUUCCCCGGCAACGACGUGGAGGACCUGCCCUUCAAGAAGGGCGAGCUACUGGUGAUCGUGGAAAAGCCCGAGGAGCAGUGGUGGAGCGCCCGCAAUAAGGACGGCCGCCUCGGCAUGAUCCCCGUUCCCUACGUCGAGGUGGUGGUCAAGUCGGCGCCGCAGCAGCAGCAACAGGCGCCGGGCUACCGCAACUCUAGCAGCUACGGCAUUCCCGAGCCUGCACACGCCUACGCUCAGCCCCAGACCAGCAGUCCCCUGCCCACCGGCCCUAACCCGCUGCCCACUACCCAGAACGGGCCCGUCUACGCCAGGGCCAUCCAGAAGAGAGUUCCUUGCGCCUAUGACAAAACUGCAUUGGCGUUGGAGGUUGGUGACGUUGUGAAAGUGACCAGGAUGAACAUCAGUGGUCAGUGGGAGGGUGAAGUGAACGGCCGGCAAGGACUCUUUCCUUUCACCCAUGUUCAGAUCUUCGACCCCCAGAACCCAGAGGAGAACGAGUGACCUGAAGGUCUGAGCAUUUGGUCGCUUCCAUCUGCCUGUUCAUCACAGUCGGCAUCAACAUUCGGCGCGUCGCUUCCAAACUAAAGGGGAACGCAUCAUUUUGCCAUGGAAAUGCGAUUGGGUUUUUGAGUAUCUGCUUAACUGCUGGAAUUUAACGUUUCUGUCUGAGCUGUUCCCAUGUACCAUUAAACUACACGAUACUAAUAAUAAAUGGAAAUGCAGACAGGCGAGGAACAGCCUCAGUCCCAGUACCACGUUAGAUCAAGCUACCGAUUGGAACUUUUAGCCAACUGGGAUAACAGUCUGUAGUUGGCCAAGCCUUUCACAUUUGGAACAGUCGAAUGGAUAUUCUUCCUAGGUUUAUUAAAUGUGGCAUGUAGGAAUGCUACUGGGACUAGAUUCAGCAUUAUCUUGAGAUCACGUAACUUCACAACUGAGUGAAUAACAGGCUCUGAACUCGUAAGAAUGUUUUUAAAUCGUUUUCAAUGCGUCGUAUAUACCAGCCCGUGCUGCUGUAUACGAGAUGUAGAGGAGUCACAAUUUUUUGGAUACAAUGAGAUAGGUAGCUGUAGAUAACAAUCAUGGAUGUCACUUUUACAGUUUUUUGUAACACCUUUAAAGUGAGCUUUUAAAGAGGAAACACUCUGGGUGGACAGGAACAGAAUUGCCCUCCAGUCCAGAAAGGUUACCGGGGUAGGCUGAAAACCACAAGGAUCUUGGCAGGGGCUGGUCAAUGGCAACCCAAGACGUUCUGGGUUUGGGAGCAGGUAUUCUGUAGACUGACCCAGGGGCUUGUGCUUCACUCAGUAAGAAGCUUAUCAUAUCUCUGAAUAGGGAGGUCAAGAUUCAUUUUAACAAAUAGCCUUUGUUUUGCUGUUCAGAAAAUAAGGAACAGACUGAAAUUAUUCAAAUAGAAUUAUUGGUGCCUUUUCUUUUGGACAUGGUUUCCAAAGUGAAAGAAUCUCAAUCUGCAAUGAUGGACAAUGUUCUGUGCCAGACGACAAAUUGAGUGAAUCCGUGUCCAGCACCUGUAACCCACUGGGUUGUGAGCAGUGCACAAGCCCUGUUAUGCCUGCACUUGGUGCAGGGGACUGCAGGAGCUGAACUCGAGCAGCCAGAGGUUGAAUGUGUCUGUGGCAUGUUUGAGCGCUGCUCUGUUUCUGACCUUGACACACACACUCUUUUACAGCCACAGGUCGACAUGUACUUUGUAUUAGUCUGGCAGUAAAGAAUGAAUGCCCCUUAAAACAAUCUUUUCACAGAACAAACCAAUCCUUUGAAGUAAGCUUCCUUUGACCUUUUCUCAUUUUUAGUGAAGAUUAAGCCCAGUACGUUGUUUUACUACAGGUGUACUGACUUAAUGAGCUGGGUGGAAAAUUGACACCAACAAUGCAACAUUAAAAUGCUCGUCACCAAUUUAUCACCCUGCAUACCAAGUAACUAGCUUCACCCAUUUCAUUUUAUGGGCUGACCCAUUACUAUCUAAAUGAGAUUUAUCAGUUUUGUUGAUGCAAAAAGCAACUGAGGAAUAAUGACACAAAAACUGUCUUGAUGGAUGUCUGAGGCAAGGUCACUGGAUGGAGAGGAGUCAAAGGCGAUGCUGUAUCUUUCGUUCUUCCAAUCUUGUAGGAAGAUUAGUUGACCCUUUGAUUCCAAUAUCUGGGCAGUGGGGGGUGCACAGCAGUUUACCAGGGUGAAUACAUGGUAGCUGUCACUAAUAGGCAGCUGCAAAUUAUUACUGACUGGAUAUUGUUCCCAAAGGAUGUUUUUUUUAAAUGAAUCCAUUUGAUGGCUCAGUGGCCAUUCUCCUCCCCCCCCCCCCCCCCCCAAAUAAUAGAUAAAGGAUGUGGGUGCAAUUAAUUGCUGAGCAUGGUUCGUUUUACACAGCACAUUAAACUAAUGCCUUGACCAUUCCUCUGAAGCUCCUGUGGGGGAGGGGGAAUGGUUGACUACUUAGCGUCAAGUCACCAUCAAACCAAAGUAUGUACCUAGUGCCUAAAAAUAAUUCAAGAUGUGGAUAAAGCAGGUUGGUAGAUUAGGUAUCACUGUCCUGCAUAUGUUUAGAAGUGGGCUUUUAGAACCGUAGCAAAUAUAAGGACCUGUAAAAUAUGUUUUUGAAUAUAUGUUUUAUUUUCCACCCCUUAUCAUUCUGGCCUUGCUGAGUGAACAGGUCUUGGAUCAUAAUGAGACAUCAGUAUUGACCCAAUGGACUGCUUAGUGCAGAAUCAUUGAUAUGUUUGGGUCUGUCUCAAUAUAUCUGCUCAUACUAAUGUCUGGGGCCUAUUUUUUUUUUUUUUUCUUCAUCAAACCACUAUAGAUCCCUUGGCUUGCCUGCCAAGCUAUUACACUGGACUCCUAAUGAUCUGCCUUUUGCUUGAAAUAUCUUGUGAGAAUAUGCAAAGCCUCCAUUUUUAUUUUUUUUCCCAUUUUCAGACGUCAUGGGUUCCAGUUGUGAGUGUUUCCCCUUUACAAGAUGAUAGAACCUAGCCCGCUUCUCUUCCUGCCUUGCUUACCUGCGUUCACAAUAUUGUAAUUAGGCUUAUACCAUGGGAAGGAAAUAAUGCUGGCCUCUGGUUCUGGAAGGUGUAAAACAGUCAGUGAAGCUCAGAGAUGGAUCAAACUGGAGGACAAACAUACCCAGCUUUCAUUUGCUUGCCUUCCCACUCCAUUUGUUGCCAAUAAAACUUGUUUACAACACAUCAAAUUUGCAGAAGGUUUUUGAUGCUUAGGUUAUCACAGAAAAUACCUCUUGUCUAUGUGCAUGCUAGUGUCACUUUUAUUUUUGUAGAGAGCUUUUGCUGUUUGAAGAGAACCUUUAAAUGCCUUUUGUUUAACAUUCGGGGAAUGGGAGUGUUUGCCUGGGAACAAUCCAUUGACUGAAAUUCUAGUAUUUAAAUGCAAGUGUUAAGAACUCUAAAUUCUGCUUGCAACCCCGAUAAAUGUACAAAAAUACUGUCUACUUAAAUGGGCAAUUUGGGGUGCUUUGAUUUAUUUCUAAAGUUAACAGUAUUACAAAACCUGGCCUGUUUUCAGGGACAGUAAGUUUAUCUUUGUUCACAAUAGUAUCUGAGGUGGUUUUCAUCACUGAAAUCACAUGCGGACAUUUCCCUUCGUGAAAUCAAUAACUGUAUUGUUUUGUAUAUGGUUAGUAAACCUUACAUUUAUUGAUAUUUCCCUUACUAUUCAGAAUCUGCAUCAUUAAUAGAGGUAAUAUUGAUAUGAAAUUGGAGCAAUCAAAAGAACAAAGGGAAAACUUUGACCUGUUACUAUUCUAGAUUAGUGUGGUCAGGGGAAUCAUAAAACACUCGUGGUAAAUUUGGGUGACGUUUUAUGGAUUUGGAUGGUUAAAUGGUAGGCGGUAUCCACAAGGUAAUCCGGUACAGGGUUUGUAUUUUAGUAGCUACCGUUCCCCAAAUUUGAUAUCAGUGUGACUGAAGUAUUUUAUCACUGUUGUGGCUUUGCUGUUUGGAAUUGCUGUUGAAUACCACUGGAAGUCACAGGCUGCUAAUGUUGCUCAAAGUAACGUACCAUGGCAGAUGCAGUUUGCAGUCUGAAGUGUAACAUUUCCGCCACCAACAGCGCAUCAUUAGUUUGGCAAUGAGUCAGUACUUGGCUAAUUUUAGCUCAUUGUUUCCGCUGUAAAGCUGUGGUGAGUGCACUUUUGCCUCAGAGCUGUAGAGCUGUCUCCAAAACCAGCUGUUUGUUUUUGGAACUGGUAUUGACUGAGGUUACAAAUACUCUUAAUCUCUGGUGUGCCUCAUUCUACAGCCCAUUACAAGUUCCUCAAACAGCAGCGUAAUUGCGACACACCUUUGGGCUCAGCUGCAUUUACACGGAGUGUCUAGAAGACUGUUUUGCUGAGUAUUUGGUGAAGGAGACCAUGUUUGUAAGAUGUGUACAGGGUGGGGAAAGAUCUUGUUGACUAGCAAGGGCCUCAAGUGGUUCGCGUAUUCAUUACAGCAUGGAGAGUAGCAGCUUCUUCUGUCAGCUACUUGUGAUGAAUUAAUCUAUGGAACCGAGUCAGUUGAUUUUGGGCAGGCAUUAUUUGUAUCUCCCAUUUCUUGCAUUUUUCUGUUCCAAUCAUGGUUUGUGAUUUCCACCAAUGUCUCCUCAUCCCGACCAUUUUAGUCAUAUUUGAAUAUAAAUUUGUGGGCUGUAUUCAACACUGAAAUGGAAUAAUGAUUUGAGAUGAUAUUUGGGGCUGUUACAUAAAACAUCACAAUAAAAUUAUUAACUCUUGUAA
Messenger RNA from Amblyraja radiata (thorny skate), 5461 nucleotides. RefSeq names its product CRK like proto-oncogene, adaptor protein (gene crkl). The record is from RefSeq and is a predicted model, not a curated record. Bases 283 to 1218 code for a protein of 311 amino acids. The transcript is spliced from 2 exons. Gene Ontology annotation, biological process: positive regulation of ERK1 and ERK2 cascade; cell migration; enzyme-linked receptor protein signaling pathway. Gene Ontology annotation, molecular function: receptor tyrosine kinase binding; signaling adaptor activity. Gene Ontology annotation, cellular component: cytoplasm. Lineage: Eukaryota; Metazoa; Chordata; Chondrichthyes; Rajiformes; Rajidae.